AUGAGCAAAUAUCAAAGCCAUAGUGAGGCAAUUUUGGAGAUGCAAGAUAAAUUAAAUCUCUUGGAUGGUGACCGAGAGAGGAAGGCCACGCUUGAAACAAAGCAAAAGGCUCUCCAAAAGAACAACGACACUUUGGAAAUGGUAAAGAAAGAAAAUAAGGAUUUAAAGGAGUCAUUGAAAAAGUUACAAAAGGAAGUCGGAGGAAACAAUGGAGAGAAAACGUUUCAACAGAAAGAGUUUGAUCGUCUUGAAACAAUACUUCACUUGAAACGACAAGAAUUUGACGAGCUAUUAGCGAUUGCUCAGAACCUGCAAAAAACUAUUCGAAAAAAGGAAGACAUUCUCAACGAUUUCAACAAGGAAAAGGCACCUAUUCUCACUGAUGACUCGCCGCUAACAAGACAAAUCAGAAUUUUGGAAAACAGGUUGGACAAGGCUAUGAUAAAAUAUAACGAAGCUCAAAGCAUCAAAAAAACGUACGAACAAAUUUUAGAAAGGCUCAAGGAAGAGAGAAUAGGGUUUGAUAAUCAGUUACAAGCAAUAGAAAGAACACUUCGAUCAAAAGAUAAGGACUAUGUAGAACUGUUAAACAUGUCGCGAGACGCAAACUACCUUCGAGAACUAGCAAAGAACGAGCUAGCACAAGCAACAGCAGAGUUUGAAGAGUCUGUAAAAGAACUAAGAAAAGAAUUAGAUGAAAAGAAGAAGUACGUGGAAGCUCGUGUAAAUUUGACAACUGACCUGGCUAAAAAAGAAGCCACGAGACGAAGAAACCAAGACGAUGAGGGGUCAAGAAAGAACCGGUCUUCGAGCUCCUCUUCUCAACAAAUGCUUGGGUAUAGCAAGUCUGGACCCCCUGACGAGGACAGGGACCGAUUGCAGGUGCUUGAGGAAAAAUGGAGGAAGUUAAAGGAAGUGACAGGUGUAGAUGAUGUUAAUGAGGUGAUUCAAAAGUUUUUGUCGUCAUCUGACACUCACAAGAAUCUUGAGCAAAUGACAAAAGAUUCUCAGAAACGAAUUGAACACCUCACAGAAAAGAAGGCGAACCUCAAAACUAAAUUGGAGGAUCUAAAGUAUUCUCAAUCGUCAGGAUUGGGAAGUAGGCGAAUAGUGGACGAAUUUAUUCAACAAUUGUCAGAAUCCCAGUCUAAGAAUGAAAGACAAAAGCAACAGUUUGAAAGAAUUGCAAAAAUUUUGGUGAACGUCAAAGCAGGAGCAGAGCAUUUGAAUGACAAGAUGAGCCCCGCUCUAGUUGAGCUCACUCUUGAUGAAACUCUACGAAAGAAAUUUAUUGAGGAAAUUGCAAGAGGAGAAGAUAUGACUGUGGCAGAUGAUUUCAAUGACACCGUAAGCAUGUCGACCGUUUCACUAGGUACUCAAAGCAACGAGGAGCGUCAUAUUGUUAACUUGCUUGCACAGUGCUAUGUCAAUGUUUCUUCCAUUCUUGACAGCCUUCCUUCAGAAGAAGAAAUGUUCCAGGAUGCCCUUCGUAAUUCAGAUUCUCUAGAUUUCAACCAAAGCAGGAACAAUAUUAGAAUCAAACUAAGCGAGGAAGUGGGACAAGAUAGCGAAUCUGAGGAUGAAGACGAUGAUAAAGAGGCUGAGCUCAUAAGUAGAAUGAACGUAAAGAAGAAGGCAGAGAAAAUACUCAAAACAAAGGUUGUCAAAAAGUAG
Naegleria lovaniensis is the source of this 1674-nucleotide messenger RNA. RefSeq lists its product as uncharacterized. Gene Ontology annotation, biological process: outer dynein arm assembly; cilium movement. Gene Ontology annotation, cellular component: cilium. The transcript has a single exon. The coding region runs from base 1 to 1674 and encodes 557 amino acids. NCBI's taxonomy places the organism in Eukaryota, Heterolobosea, Eutetramitea, Acrasida, Naegleriidae. The record is from RefSeq and is a predicted model, not a curated record.